Ictalurus punctatus (channel catfish) is the source of this 2855-nucleotide messenger RNA. RefSeq names its product T-box transcription factor 3b (gene tbx3b). The transcript is spliced from 7 exons. The coding region runs from base 333 to 1883 and encodes 516 amino acids. Lineage: Eukaryota; Metazoa; Chordata; Actinopteri; Siluriformes; Ictaluridae. Gene Ontology annotation, cellular component: nucleus. Gene Ontology annotation, molecular function: DNA-binding transcription factor activity, RNA polymerase II-specific; RNA polymerase II cis-regulatory region sequence-specific DNA binding. The record is from RefSeq and is a predicted model, not a curated record. Gene Ontology annotation, biological process: regulation of transcription by RNA polymerase II; positive regulation of DNA-templated transcription; cell fate specification.
GCCGUCUUUAGUCCAGUUUAAACUCCAGCUGGACUGUGAUGAGGAGAAGAGGUGACCCUUCUCCUUUCCCAGCUCUAACUCUUUUUCUUGGUCUCUCCAUUUUUCUUCAGGAAUAAAUCAUGCUAAAGAGGGUUUAAGAGGUUUUUUUUUUUUUUUUUUUUUUUUUUUUUUGAAAGACUUAGGGGAUUUAGGACACAUCUUGAAGAAACAACUCCAUGUGCACAGAGACUCAUAUAUUUUUUUUUGCUUGUUUGCAGAACUGACACUACAAAAGAUUUAUUAUUUUUUUUAAAAGUGAUUUUAUUUUGGUUCUUUGGAUCAUCCAGGUGAACAUGGCGUACCAUGCACCGUUUUUUCCUCUGCUGGGGUGUGGGAGGCCGCUGAUGGAGCAGAUCACUGGGAGCAGCAUCAUCAUCUCCAGCCCUUCAUCUUCAUCAUCAUCUAUUCAUCAUCACCUCCAGCAUUUGGAGAAAGAGGAAGAGGAGGAGGAGGAGGAGGAAGAGCCGAUGGUGCGCCUGGAGGGCCUGGAGCUGUGGAGGCAGUUCCACCGGAUCGGCACUGAGAUGGUCAUCACAAAGUCAGGGAGGCGGAUGUUUCCGCCAUUGCGUGUGCGCUGCAGCGGUUUGGACCGGAGAGCGAGCUAUGUGCUGCUGAUGGACAUCGUGUCGUCGGACGGCUGCAGGUACAAGUUUCAUCACUCGCGCUGGACGGUGGCAGGAAAAGCCGACCCGGAGCUGCCCAAGCGCAUGUACGUUCACCCGGAGAGCCCGGCCUCCGGAGAGCACUGGAUGUCCCGAGUGGUGACGUUUCACAAGCUGAAACUGACCAACAACAUCUCGGAUAAACACGGAUUUACCAUUUUGAACUCCAUGCAUAAAUACCAGCCGCGGCUGCACGUGGCGAGAGCUGAUGAUCUCCUCAAACUUCCCUACAGUGCGUUUAGGACCUUCCUGUUUCCUGAGACCGAGUUCAUCGCCGUCACUGCUUACCAGAACGACAAGAUAACGCAGCUGAAAAUCGAUAAUAAUCCGUUCGCGAAGGGAUUCCGGGACACGGGAAACGGGAGGAGGGAGAAAAGAAAACCUGUAAUGCUGCAGUUCAAGGCCAGAGAUGUGGAGCAGAAUAAAGAGGGCGGAUCCUCAGAUAAUUUGUCCUCCGAUCGUCCCGGCCAUUUCCUCCAAGUUCCAACUGUUGCAACGUCCACAUUGAAAGAUCUCUGCGAGAGUGACAGUGAGAGUGACGCAGAAUUGGAGAGCUCGAACCAUCCGUGCAAACUGGACUCCAGAGAAACCUCCACCACCAGGCACCAGCUGAAAGACACUCGGCCAAUCAGAGGCAGCACGACAGAUAGACGUAGCAUUGAGAAGCAUGUGUUAGACCUGAACGCCGUCCCUCUGCAUGCUGAACACCUCACACGGACUCUGGGCGAGUGUUUCCUUCAUCGCUGCUGCUUUGCAGGACACCAGCUCCUCGCCGGCGCGAGAAGAACGUCGCGCUUUCUGCCAAACCAGAACUGUGUGAACUUCUGGACGGCUGGCGCACCAGCUGCUGGAGAAAGCAUCAGGGGCUGCAGCUAUGGCGCCACGGAGACUUCACACCGGGGCAUUCUGGGAAAUUUCCCACUGGGCCUUCAGCAACCUGAAACGACCUCGCAGGCUCUGAUCAUCUCUCACUGUUACCCGUAUAACUGUAUGCUGGCGGCUCCGUGGACUCAGCGAGUGCCCGCUCCUGCUGUGAGCCACCGGCCUCGCUGUACACCGUACCCGCUCCCACACGCCUCACACACACACCCGCUGCAGCCCAAACGCCACGCUACAGCCCGACUCGAGCCCGAGAGCAAAGUCAGCAGGGGUCAGAGGUCACCGACGCCACCUUCCAGCUAAACGACGUUACGCUGAUUUAAAGUGAACUGAACAGCAAUAAAAUAUCAUACCUGUGACUGAAGUGUGGAACUCGAAUCCCUGGGGAAACGCUCUUGAUCCUAAAUCACUCACCUGUAAAGGUUGGUGGGGGGGUGGGGGGGAUGGUGUAACAAGGUAAGACAAGCCACAUCUUGUUAACUGAAUAUUUAUUAAACUUUAAAUGCACAGGACAGUACAGUCUGAGCUGUUUGAAAUAAAAGGAUUUAGCUACAGCGCCGUUUUGCUUUUUUGCACUUUACAGAAUCAUUCUGGACCAAAACCGAAAAAAAAAAAAACACGCUGUGAGGACAUAAAUGUCACAUGACACAGACACAACUGGUUGAAAUGGAACUUGAUUCAGAGUUGAUUCGGAGUCAGAUUCAAAAAUUCAGUUUUGUAUAUCAUAGUAUUAAAAAAAAACAGUAUUAUGUUGGUAAAGUGUGAAGAUGUUUCAGCUUUUGUGGAAAUGAUCUUCGCAAGUGUGUUUUGAUUGUCCUGACUUAUUAGUGGUAUUACAUACUAUAAAGUUUAAGAAAAAUAUUAUAUAUCUAUGUUUGAUAGACAGCAGCACAAAGCUGUCUGAAAUUCUAAACUCUGUCUAAUAGAAAAUAUUCCGUGGGCAGUUUUGUGCACUGUGUACUUAUUUUAAAGUACGUUAUGGGGAUAUAUUAUUUAUAUAGAGAGAGAAGUUUAUAAGUUGUGUUCUUUUUCAUCAUAAAAUCUUCAAAUGAGCCCAAAUGACUAAAAUAAUAAAGAAUUUUAUUUUGAGCGGCUUGCCUUCCCCUGUUCUCCUCCACACUCUGACUGUGACUAAUCUCUAAUAAAUUCAAACUGAAUAAAUGUCAGUGUAAAUUAUGAAGAUUAGGCUAUUUAUUAUUUACCAUUUGGCAGAUAUGUGUGCAUGAGAUAUGGAAGUGGAUUUGUUGCCAAAUAAAGCGUAUGGCGUUGUAUAUA